Molecule: messenger RNA, 783 nt
Organism: Camellia sinensis
Lineage: Eukaryota; Viridiplantae; Streptophyta; Magnoliopsida; Ericales; Theaceae
Source: RefSeq, a predicted model, not a curated record
AUGGUGGGACCUCCUGACAUGAGAAGACAGGAUAGGCGGUGCGAGUAUCACAAGGAUCAUGGCCAUGAUGCUGAGAGUUAUUAUGCAUUGAAGGAUCAUCUGGAGGAAUUGAUACAAGAUGGUCGGCUGCAACAGUUCGUCCGAAAAGGCAACUCAACCAAAGCAAUAGCCACAAGACAGGAUUCAGCUCCACUCGGCGUGAUCUACAUGAUAUACAGCCUGCAAAUGUCAUCUGUAGUGCAUACUAUUCAGUCAAAUCCUGACCCUCAAAAUCUACUCACUCCGGCUAAACGGCCCCAUGAAGCUGCGAGCAUUGCUUUCGAUGACUCAGAUUUGGCCAGAGUGACUCUUCCUCAUGUUGAUCCCUUAGUAAUCGAGUUACGUGUAAACCAAUUUACCGUUGAACGCGUACUCAUUGAUCCGGGGAGCACAUCAGAAGUCAUGUAUUAUAAGACAUUCACCAAACUCGGCUUCUCCGAAUCCGAUCUCUCUCUGACUCCUUAUCCACUAUUCGGCUUCAACACCAACCCAGAAUACCUGUUGGGGAAAAUCACAUUGCCUGUUCAAGCGGGCUCCCGGACAGUGGAUGUGGAAUUCCUGGCCGCCAAGCUGCCAUCGCCAGACAGUAAAGGUAUCCCCCAAGUUCUCCGUACUGGUCUCAAGAUCUACCAAGGGAUUGUUGAUGGUCAAAAAAGAUUUCAAAACCUGGGAAAUGCUUUUUCGUUGAAGAAUCCACCCAAGGCUAAGGAAAGCCGCAGAAGGGGAAAUCCUCUCAUUCUCUGA